Messenger RNA from Haliotis rufescens (red abalone), 949 nucleotides. RefSeq lists its product as uncharacterized. Bases 56 to 526 code for a protein of 156 amino acids. NCBI's taxonomy places the organism in Eukaryota, Metazoa, Mollusca, Gastropoda, Lepetellida, Haliotidae. The record is from RefSeq and is a predicted model, not a curated record. Gene Ontology annotation, biological process: cobalamin transport. Gene Ontology annotation, molecular function: cobalamin binding. The transcript is spliced from 4 exons.
UAAAUAUCAUAAACAACCACAGAAGACAUUGUAACUAGACACUUGUCAGUGUAAAAUGGCUGCUACUCGGUAUGUUAUCCUUGUGGCAAUAGGCAUGUGUGCAACUUUGCACGUCACCACAUCGACUGCGGCAACAAAUCCGGCAACGGCACCAGGUGGCAAAAAACACACACCAUGUGGGCUGUGUGGUCCUAGGAUCGACGUGACGCUGUGUGUACGGAACUCCCUCGUCAAGCCGUACUUCAGCCACACUGUCGAGAUCAAACGUAUGAGACAACGACAGCUCAUCUUCUUCCUGGAGAAGGCGGCAGAUAUACGGGAGGAGUUCAGGUUCACCGCGACAUACGGAAAGUGGGGCUACUUCAUCGACACCAUCAAUGGACUGGACAGCAACUACUAUGUGGAUGAGACUUGGUGGCACAUUAUAGAUCAGAAUAAUGUGUCUCUACCCUUAGGUUCGAGUUCCUACGUCCCCAAGAACGGCCAGACCAUCACCUAUGAGUACGUCCGGGGAGGCCCGCACUAGUCACCCGUCUUCACGCCAGAACGUCCCACGUGUGAUGGAAGCGGAUGUAAAGUCAGAAGCGAUGUAUUUACGUUUCAACCAACGGCAAAUGUCCUUAAUCUUAAUAAACGUAGAUAAACUAUUCAAUGUUAACAUAAUGAAGCAGGGCUUGGACUCAUCUAAAGGAUGUCUCCCUUACCGAGUCAGCUUGCUGACGGGGUUAAAGUUUUUGGCCAUGAGGACAAGCGCGACCUUGGAUCAGAAGGUCACCGGUUCGAAUCCCAUCACGGGACUUGGUAAUUGUAUUGCUGCUACAAUGACAAUACAUCUGAUGUAUGAUAGUAACCUUUUCAAAUAAGACCUGUUGAAUCAUACCAGUUAAGUUUACAUCGAUAAUCAUUGCUGAAUCAAUGUAAUUGUGAAUAAACCUUGUAUCUUCAAAUA